UUAUUAGAUUUUUUUUGCAAUUUAUAUGAUUGGAUCGCAGAGUUUUGAGAACAAACAAGAAGAAAGAGCAUCGAAAGUUCAACACUAGAUUUUUAUGCUUUCUGAAUAUGCGUAAAUAUUCUUUGCAUUAACCUUCCCAUCUUCCUGUAUUUUUUCGCAGACGUGUCCGGAGUUUUGACUGGAAGUUCUCAGAUUUUUGCAAUCCCAAUGCAGAAGACAGAAGAAGCUUAGCGUAACGUUUGGGGGUUGGUGCCCAAUUUGGCAAUUUUUAGGGUUUAUGCGAAUUUUGUGAAUGGUGGGGUUGUGGGGUUGAGGGGCAUUUGGGCACGUUAUGUUGUUUUUGAAAAGGCAAGGCGGCUUGCGCUUCUUCACAAACUUAAAGCACCAAACUUUACUUCAUCGUCAUCAGUUUACAGAGGUUAUGGCUGCUCAUUUGUAUAGCCAUGGUAGCUAUAAAGGGUUUCAAGGCCGAGCUCAAUGGCCGCCAUCCCAUUUCUCCACAAACCACUCUUGCAAGUAUGCAACUUUUCCUGGGAAAAUCAGGAAUACGAGGAACACACGCCUUGGCCGCAAUUUUUUCGUAAAAGGGUGCUUCAAAUCACAGCAUCACCACCUUCAGUCUCAUAGCAGUAGCAUAAAGCGUCACAGCAAUGCCUUUGAGAAUCCCAAUGCUCAAUUGGUCCGUGAUCUUGAAUUGGACCUCCGCAGCUCUGAUGCCAUUGGAUUGGCCUCCUCUAAUGGUUGCCAGGAGCGUGGAAGCCAUACUGGAAUCCCUCCCCAUUCUUUGCCCGAUGAUAAAGUCGUCGUUGCUGUUGAUGUGGAUGAGGUGUUGGGAAACUUUGUGUCGGCUCUCAACAGGUUUAUUGCUGAUCGUUACUCCUCCCACCAUUCAGUUUCAGAGUACCAUGUCUAUGAGUUCUUCAAGAUAUGGAACUGUUCUCGUGAUGAAGCCGAUAUUCGUGUGCAUGAGUUCUUUGAAACAUCAUAUUUCAAGACCGGGAUCCACCCACUCCCAGGUGCUCAGGAGACAAUUCAUAAGUUGUCCGGAUUUUGUGACCUGUCAGUUGUGACGUCUAGACAGAAUGCAAUUAAGGACCACACAAUUCAAUGGAUUGAAAAACAUUUUCCAGGACUGUUUCAGGAGAUUCACUUUGGCAACCACUUUGCUUUAGAUGGAGAGUCUAGGCCUAAGUCAGAAAUAUGCAGGUCCUUGGGAGCAAAGGUUCUAAUUGAUGACAAUCCAAGAUAUGCGCUUGAAUGUGCUGAGGCUGGGAUCAGGGUUCUUCUUUUUGAUUAUGAGAACUCGUAUCCAUGGUGCAAGACAGAGUCAAUUAUUCAACACCCCCUGGUCACCAAGGUUCAUAACUGGGAAGCAGUGGAGAAGCACUUAAUGACGUGGAUUAUUUCAUAGAUUUUCUUACAACCUAGUACAAGAUUGACCACCAAUUUGUCAAGAUACGUUGAAUUCAUUCUAAUGCAUGGAGAGCAUCAGAUGGAUGCUAAAGAAACUAUUGUUGAUGAAGAAACUCCAUAGUCUCUAGAGACCAGCCAAAUAGGGUUGCUCGGUGAGUAGGAGAAUGAUGAGAAGUGAUCAUAUCUUCUUAUCAUUUCCCCCCCUUCUGAAAACUAGGUGUCAGAAUGCUCAAAGUCAACUGGCCUGGCUAGGGCUUGGUUUCUUUUCCUUUUCUCCUUAUUUUUCAUUUAGAAGAGAAUAAGGUAGAAGGAAAACUUGCAAGUUGUAAAUACGGAUGAUGACGAAAUGCUCAAAUAAUCCAAAAUUUUCAAACAUUGAAUA
Molecule: messenger RNA, 1795 nt
Organism: Prunus avium (sweet cherry)
Lineage: Eukaryota; Viridiplantae; Streptophyta; Magnoliopsida; Rosales; Rosaceae
Source: RefSeq, a predicted model, not a curated record